Molecule: messenger RNA, 2026 nt
Organism: Lagenorhynchus albirostris (white-beaked dolphin)
Lineage: Eukaryota; Metazoa; Chordata; Mammalia; Artiodactyla; Delphinidae
Gene: GMPR
Product: guanosine monophosphate reductase
Exons: 13
Coding region: 891-1766 (291 amino acids)
Biological process (GO): nucleotide metabolic process
Cellular component (GO): GMP reductase complex
Molecular function (GO): GMP reductase activity
Source: RefSeq, a predicted model, not a curated record
UAAACUAUAAACAUGAUAGAUUGUGGAGAGAAUAAAUACUCCAACGCCCAUCUGCCAUGCAACGUUUAGGGGGAAAAAAAAAAAGGAAGACUAGAAACAGUAUGACUACUCCUUACCACCAAAAUGUACCAUGCGUAGAAUCAGCACCUCCGGGUUGGUGACCAGGAAGAGCUCUGGGACCCAGACACGUUCCUUGGACUUUUCUUCUUUUUAUGAUCAAGUAAAGAAAUCAGGAAGAUCUUUGACGUCAGUUAAGUGGCAGCAUAGCCCAAAAGAUUGGAAUGUAGGUGAAAAUAGGGUAAUAUACACAAGCAGACGAAAAGUAACAAUUGGGAAAAGGACUGUAAAGUAUUGGAGAAGGAAGGGAAUGGCGAAGUUGGAAGUUAAAACUCUAAACCCAGAUGAUGCCGCUAGUGCGUUGCGUGGUCAGGACAGUACAGAAUUUGGAUUGGCGGGAAGGAAGACAAAGCAGAGGAUGUGGAAGAGCCUGCAGGUGAGGGACAAAGGGUGAUAAAAUAGGAAGAAAGUAGAACCAAGUCAUAAAGAGACUUCUGGAACAACGAUCGUAAGUUUGUCAUCGGCUGGAAGUGAGGUACUCUUCAGAGAUGGAUGAAUUACAGAAUUGAAGGAGCAUGGGUCCCUGAGUCACUGCAUGGAAGGCAGCCCCUGGACAUCUGACUGAACUUUACAAGAAAGGCCAUGUGAGGACACGGCAAGAAGGCGGCCAUCUGCAAGACAGAAAGAGAUCUCACGAAAAACCAACCCUGACAGCACCUUGAUCUGGGACAUUCACCUCCAGAAUUGUGAGAAAAUAGGUGGAUCUCGAGCGAAGCUUCACAUUUCGGAACUCGAAGCAGACCUACUCGGGGAUUCCCAUCAUUGUGGCCAACAUGGACACCGUGGGGACGUUUGAGAUGGCAGUGGUGAUGUCACAGCACUCCAUGCUUACAGCAGUUCACAAGCAUUACACCCUGGAUGACUGGAAGCUCUUUGCCGCUAAUCACCCAGAAUGUCUGCAGCAUGUAGCCGUGAGUUCGGGCAGUGGGAAGAAUGAUCUGGAAAAGAUGAGCAGCAUCCUGGAAGCCGUGCCGCAGGUCAAGUUUAUUUGCCUGGAUGUGGCCAAUGGAUACUCGGAACAUUUUGUGGAAUUCGUGAAGCUCGUCCGGGCCAGAUUUCCAGAACACACCAUUAUGGCAGGGAACGUGGUGACGGGAGAGAUGGUGGAAGAGCUUAUUCUUUCAGGAGCAGAUAUAAUCAAAGUGGGCGUUGGACCAGGUUCCGUGUGUACCACCCGCACCAAGACGGGAGUGGGGUACCCGCAGCUGAGUGCUGUGAUCGAGUGCGCAGACUCGGCCCACGGCCUGAAGGGGCACAUCAUCUCGGAUGGAGGCUGCACGUGUCCAGGAGAUGUCGCCAAAGCCUUUGGAGCCGGAGCAGAUUUUGUCAUGCUGGGAGGGAUGUUUUCGGGCCACACUGAGUGUGCUGGAGAGGUGAUCGAGAGGAAUGGACAGAAGCUCAAGCUGUUCUAUGGGAUGAGCUCAGAGACAGCGAUGAAGAAACACGCAGGAGGGGUUGCGGAGUACAGAGCCUCUGAGGGCAAGACCGUGGAAGUGCCUUACAAAGGGGACGUCAAGGACACUAUUCUGGACAUACUCGGAGGACUGAGGUCUACCUGCACCUACGUAGGGGCCGCCAAACUCAAAGAGCUCAGCAGGAGGGCGACGUUCAUCCGGGUGACCCAGCAGCACAACACCAUGUUCAGCUAACCUCGAGAUCAAGGACGAGACGACCUCCAGCCGCCGGAAGCGUCUGCACAGGCCUGCUUUCCCAUCCCCCUCCUCCUGGGACGGCAGAGGUUCGGGCUGAUCCCAGAAGCAAGGCACUUCCUGGGUCAGCGGUUGGAGCUUAGCUGCCCAGAACGUGUAACCUCCUUGUUAAAACUAACACUCACGCCUUUUUCUUUUCUUUCCUUUUUUUUUUUUUUUUAAGAAAAUGGUUUCACUUUAAUAUAAUGCUAUGAAGACUU